This is a messenger RNA of Rodentolepis nana, 462 nucleotides long. The record is from the annotation of a GenBank genome assembly. Lineage: Eukaryota; Metazoa; Platyhelminthes; Cestoda; Cyclophyllidea; Hymenolepididae.
GUAAUACCAGUACUUCAAAAGGGCAAAGACCCUAACAACUUUGACAACUAUACGCCUAUGUCCCUCACAAGCGUGCUGGCUAAACUUAUGGAAUUCCUCACAAUAGUCACUUUCUCCCAACACAUCAAAGAUGCCCUUGAGGCAACACUUUCUUCCAACACAUCAAAGAUGCCCUUAAUGCAAAAAAUACCCUUACUCUCCCAACACACCAAAGAUGCCCUUGAUGCAAGAACUAUUUUUAGGGUAUUACGUGAAAACUUUAUGCAGAUGAUCUUGUUCUAUGGUAUUCCGCCCCUAUUUUCUCAGAUGAUCUGGUACUAUGGUAUUCCGCCCCUAAGGAAAUCUAUGGUAUUUGUUCCUAAGAAAAACGCUCACGAGAGGACGGAACGUGCCCUAACUUGUGCACUUAAACUACUAGCAAACCUGUGCGACAACAAUGGAAUGGUAAUCAACACUGCAAAA